AUGACUGCUGUUCGCCUUCUCCCUUCUCAACUCCUUUCUCUCUUCCUGAUUCUGUUUCUGUCACCUGUUUCUAUUUCCCUAAAAGAUGAUGAAGCUCUUUUUGGUUUCAAAGAUUCAUUAAGAAACACUGCAGCUAUAGAUUCUUCAUGGAUAAAAGGCACAUCACCCUGUGCCGCAGGUAAGACAUGGAAAGGCGUUGUGUGUCAUGAAGAAACCGUCCAAACCCUCAGACUCCAGGGUAUUGGUCUCUCUGGAGAUAUUGAUGUUGAAUAUUUAUCUAAGCUCGAGAACCUUAGAAGCCUCACACUCGCCUAUAAUAAUUUCUCAGGCCAAAUACCACCUUUCAACAAGCUAGGUGGUUUGAGGGCUCUCUUUCUUCAAGGCAAUCAAUUUUCAGGUGAAAUUCCAUCAGAUUUCUUUUCACAAAUGGGGUCCUUAAGGAAAGUUUGGCUUGCAGAAAACAAGUUUUCAGGAAAUAUCCCGGCAUCAUUAGGCCAAUUACAGAAUCUCGCUGAGCUGAACUUGGAAAGGAAUGAAUUUUCAGGUCCUGUUCCAUUAAUAGACCAGAAUUCUCUAUCAAACCUUAGCAUAGCAAAUAAUAAAUUAGAGGGUGAAAUCCCUCAAAGCAUGUCAAGAUUCGGUGCAAAGUCUUUUGAGGGAAAUCCUGGGGUUUGUGGGACUGUUUUGCAAAAGGACUGCAACCAAACCCCACCGGAUGAUGAAAUGUCUCCAAGUGGUACUGACGAUGAUUCUGAAGGAUCAGGCACAAAAUGGGUGAUUUUGGGGGUUGUGGUCGCCCUCCUGUUGAUGACUAUUUUUUUCAAGGCCAAGCAGAAGGAGGAUCACUUCGAUGUGCUGGCGAAAGAAAAUAUUGAUGACAUAGUGGAAGUGCGCAUUCCCAGUUCAAACAGGAGGAGCACAAGCUCCAGAAGGGGAAAUGAUUCAUUCCACUCGAGGAAAAGCUCCCAUCAUGGGAAGUCUGUUGGUGAUCUUGUGGUGGUUAAUGAUGCAAAAGGUACAUUUGGUUUGCAAGACUUGAUGAAGGCAGCUGCAGAGGUACUUGGAAAUGGGGGAUUAGGGUCAGCCUACAAGGCGUUAAUGGGAAAUGGGGUGUCUGUCGUGGUAAAGAGGAUGAGAGAGAUGAACAAGUUGAGCAAGGAUGCCUUUGAUUCUGAGAUCAGACGGCUUGGCAACUUGAGGCACCAGAAUAUUUUAACACCAUUGGCCUACCAUUACAGAAAGGAUGAGAAGCUUUUGGUGUCUGAAUUCAUUCCCAAAGGCAGCUUAUUGUAUCUCUUGCAUGGUGAUCGCGGCACUUCUCAUGCUGAACUGAAUUGGCCUAUUCGCUUGAAAAUCGUCCAGGGAGUUGCGCAAGGAUUGGGAUUUCUCCAUUCUGAAUUUGCCUCCUACGAGCUGCCUCACGGGAACCUCAAGUCUUCCAACAUUCUGCUUUCUUCGAGUUACGACCCACUCCUCACAGACUACGCUUUCUUUCCACUAAUUAGCAACACGCAGACUGCACAAUCGUUGUUCGCGUAUAAAUCUCCGGAAGCCAUACUAUACCAGCAACUGACACCUAAAAGUGACGUCUACUGUCUUGGAAUAAUCAUUCUAGAAAUUCUAACAGGGAAGUUUCCUUCCCAAUAUCUGAACAAUCAAAAGGGUGGAACAGACCUUGUACAAUGGGUCAACUCAGCUGUUGCUGAGUCCAGAGAAGUAGAGUUGAUUGAUCCAGAGAUAGCCAAUGCAACAGGUUCCCUUGCAGAGAUGGAAAAGCUUCUCCAUCUUGGGGCUGCUUGUACUGAAAGUGAACCCGAUAAGCGAAUCGACCUGAGGGAAGCUAUAAGGAGGAUAGAACAAAUACAAGUUUGAUUGACGCAGUGAACAAAUUUUCAGGAUGGUAGAUUAGAUUAUCCAGAGGCUUUGUAGGAAGAUAUGGUUAGAGGGAAGGUGCCAAUCACCAAACGGUGAAAUGCUUUCAGUUCUUAUGCUUGUGUUUGUUUGAGCUG
Coffea eugenioides is the source of this 2009-nucleotide messenger RNA. Its product is annotated as pollen receptor-like kinase 3. The coding region runs from base 1 to 1872 and encodes 623 amino acids. The record is from RefSeq and is a predicted model, not a curated record. Gene Ontology annotation, biological process: protein phosphorylation. The transcript is spliced from 2 exons. Gene Ontology annotation, molecular function: protein binding; protein kinase activity; ATP binding. Lineage: Eukaryota; Viridiplantae; Streptophyta; Magnoliopsida; Gentianales; Rubiaceae.